CCAUGGGGGUCAUGACGAUUUUAAUUUAUAUCUCUUCUGGUGCCGAGAAGAGCCUAUCUCCCGUCCUCUGAAGCCAAAACCCUAAAUUCCACCUGCUCACUUCAAUACGAGGCAUCCCAGUUCGUUUCAAAGGAAAAAUGAGUAGACGUGCGAGCAGAACUGUGUACGUUGGGAAUUUGCCGGGCGAUAUACGUGAAAGAGAAGUGGAAGAUCUGUUUCUCAAGUAUGGACACAUAACUCACAUUGACUUGAAGGUUCCACCCAGACCCCCUGGGUAUGCAUUUGUAGAGUUUGAGGAUGCUCAAGAUGCCGAAGAUGCAAUUCGUGGUCGUGAUGGCUAUGAUUUUGAUGGGCAUCGGUUACGGGUAGAGCCUGCACAUGGUGGACGUGGUCAUUCAUCAUCCAGAGAUCGACAUAGUAGUCACAGUAAUGGUCGAGGUGGACGUGGGGUUUCUCGGCGUUCCGAGUACCGUGUACUAGUCACUGGGUUGCCCUCUUCUGCUUCCUGGCAGGAUCUUAAAGAUCACAUGCGGAAAGCAGGAGAUGUUUGUUUUUCUCAGGUUUUUCAUGAUGGCAGAGGAACAACUGGGAUUGUUGACUACACAAACUAUGAUGACAUGAAAUAUGCUAUCAAGAAGCUUGAUGACUCUGAGUUCCGAAAUGCAUUUUCCAGAGCAUAUGUUCGUGUGAGGGAAUAUGAUUCAAGGCGGGACUCCUCUAGAAGUCCUAGUCGUGGCCGAUCUUAUUCCAGGGGGCGAAGUUAUAGCCGCAGCCGCAGCCGCAGCCGUAGUUAUAGUCGAGGCCGUAGUCAGAGCAAAUCGCCAAAGGGUAAAUCUUCACAGCGUUCACCUGCUAGAUCUCCUUCAAGAUCUGUUUCGCGCUCACGCUCAAAGUCAAGGUCCCGUUCUUUGUCAGGAUCACGAUCAAGAUCGAGAUCUCCAUUACCUUUGCGUAAUAAAAGCCCAAAAAAGAACAGCACCAGCAGAAGCCCUAGCAGGAGCCGGAGCCGGAGCCGGAGCAAGAGUUUGUCUCGGUGAGCUCUGAUUGUUGUCGAUCUUUCAGUUUAUGAGGUUGUGAAUGAUGGUGAGUUCUAUAAAAUUUGUGCCGUAAACUGACAUCGGCCGAGUAAAACAGCUAAUUGGCUUAAAGUUGUUGAUUAAACUUUUUGAAUUGAACACACUUCGACUUGUAACUUGUCGUUUCCAUCUAGUCCAUGAGAAUUAGUUGGUUUUAGCUUUCUGUAUGAUUCUGUGGAGGGUUUAUGCUAUUCGGUCGGAUAUAGUUGGACAUGCUUUUAGCUGUUGUAUCGUACUUAUGAAAAGCUUCGUUAUAGCUAGAGUGUUGCAUUCAUUUUAUUUC
Neltuma alba is the source of this 1359-nucleotide messenger RNA. RefSeq names its product serine/arginine-rich-splicing factor SR34. Gene Ontology annotation, cellular component: cytoplasm; nucleus. Bases 138 to 1037 code for a protein of 299 amino acids. Gene Ontology annotation, molecular function: mRNA binding. The record is from RefSeq and is a predicted model, not a curated record. The transcript is spliced from 14 exons. Lineage: Eukaryota; Viridiplantae; Streptophyta; Magnoliopsida; Fabales; Fabaceae.